This is a messenger RNA of Andrographis paniculata, 496 nucleotides long. RefSeq names its product acetyltransferase At1g77540-like. The coding region runs from base 1 to 330 and encodes 109 amino acids. Lineage: Eukaryota; Viridiplantae; Streptophyta; Magnoliopsida; Lamiales; Acanthaceae. The record is from RefSeq and is a predicted model, not a curated record. The transcript is spliced from 2 exons.
AUGGCGGAGGAGAAGACGACGGCGACGGCGUCGGCGAUAGUCUGGAAUGAGAAGGAAAGGAAAUUCGAGACGGCGGACAGGGAAGCUUAUCUGGAGUACAAGGUGAGGGGAGAUGGUGGCAAAGUAAUGGACAUAACUCACACCUAUGUUCCUCCGAGUAAGAGAGGCUCCGGCGUCGCCGGUCGCCUCUGCGCCGCCGCCUUCUCCCAUGCCCUAAACCGCUCCAUGUCCGUCAUCCCCACCUGCUCUUAUGCCUCUGGUACAUAUCUUCCUCAGAACCCAAAUUGGAAUUCCAUUUUGUUCCAGGAAGGCGUCAAGUCCAGAUUAUGAAGACCUGUCGAUUGUUCAAUAAGAAUCAUAUCAAUUCAGCAAAUGUACCAGUGUGUUUAUUGUGAUUUGUUAUUUUCUACUAAAAUUAAAUGCUACUCCUAUUAUGUUUAGAAAUAUUUAUAUUGGAAAUUUUUUCAUAUACUAAUCAUUACAGAACCUCACUUCA